Messenger RNA from Penicillium paradoxum, 759 nucleotides. Its product is annotated as mitochondrial 54S ribosomal protein mL57. Lineage: Eukaryota; Fungi; Ascomycota; Eurotiomycetes; Eurotiales; Aspergillaceae. Bases 1 to 759 code for a protein of 252 amino acids. The record is from RefSeq and is a predicted model, not a curated record. Gene Ontology annotation, biological process: RNA processing; mitochondrial translation. Gene Ontology annotation, cellular component: mitochondrial large ribosomal subunit. Gene Ontology annotation, molecular function: structural constituent of ribosome; ribonuclease III activity. The transcript has 2 exons.
AUGGCUUUGAACAUUACAUCUCGAGCGGCCAGGACCGCCUGCGCUGCAUCCAAAUCUGCCGCUCGCCCAAUUGCGGCAUUUGUCCCAUCGCGCACCUUCGCCACCUCUCCCUCGGAGGAGCCCAGUCAACAAACCAAGCCCCGAUGGUCCUACACUCCGGAGUCGGCCAAGGCUCCAUUCAGUCUGCACCUCGACUCUAAGCGCCCGACCUUCCACGUGAAUGCAGACCCAUUACUGCUGGACCGAUUCUACAUCCGCUUGUUCGGCAAUGGCGGCGACAAACUCCUCUCCGAUGAGACCAAGUGGUUGGCAGUGACGCAUAAGAGUUUCGACCAAGGGCGUCGUGGAUUCAACGACCGCCUGGCCUUCCUGGGAAAGCGCAUUGUGCAGCUUCAGGCGUCGCUGGCUCUGGCACAGGGCGCUCCAUCCGCAGGCGCAGCACAGGCUGACGAGUUUGGUCGCGUGCCCUUCACUCACGCGGCUCUGGAUGGAUUGAACAAUCUGUCUGGCGACACCAAGAAGAUUCUCACUGAGCGGUCGAAGCUUGCUGAGCUUGCCAACAAGUACGAGCUGCAGAAGGUUCUCCGAUGGAGCCCGAGAAAGCCCAACGAUCUCCGUGCCUCCGGUCUUGAGCUCGUUCUCGCGCAUACUAUGUACGCUAUCAUCGGUGCUGUUUCGCUGGAGAAGGGAGGUGUUGUUGCUACUAAAUUGGCCCGGGAGCGGAUACUUGACCCCCUUGGAGUCAAGUCUGUCUCUUAA